Molecule: messenger RNA, 1836 nt
Organism: Anarrhichthys ocellatus (wolf-eel)
Lineage: Eukaryota; Metazoa; Chordata; Actinopteri; Perciformes; Anarhichadidae
Gene: pipox
Product: pipecolic acid oxidase
Exons: 8
Coding region: 11-1177 (388 amino acids)
Cellular component (GO): peroxisome
Molecular function (GO): L-pipecolate oxidase activity; flavin adenine dinucleotide binding; sarcosine oxidase activity
Source: RefSeq, a predicted model, not a curated record
UGAGGGCAGGAUGUCGACCAACGGGGAGUAUGACUGUAUUGUGAUCGGGGCCGGAGUCCAGGGCUCCUUCACGGCCUAUCAGCUGGCAGAAAAGAAGCAGAAGACGCUGCUGCUGGAGCAGUUCAUCCUGCCCCACACCCGAGGGAGCUCCCAUGGCCAGACCCGCAUCAUCCGCAAGGCCUACGAGCAGGACUUCUACACCCACAUGAUGGAGGAGUCCUACGAGCUGUGGGCCCAGCUGGAGCGGGAGGCGGGUGUCAAACUGUACAGACAAACAGGGCUCCUGGUGAUGGGACCAGAGGAUAGUCAGAGUUACCAGCUGUAUAAGAACAACCUGCAGAAAAACAAGGUUCCUAUGGUGAUCCUGAACCGUGACAACUUCUCCCAGCAUAUCCCCAAUGUCAACCUGGCUGUGGGAGAUGGCGCGGUGGUGGACAUAACCGCUGGAGUUCUGUAUGCUGACCGUGCACUCAAGAAUGUACAGGGGCAGUUUGAGAAGUUGGGUGGGGUCAUUAGAGACAAUGAGAAGGUAACUGACAUCAAACCUGGCCCUGUUGUGACAGUGUCAACCUCUGCUGGUGUGUAUCGAGCCAAGAGUGUGGUGAUCACCGCUGGACCCUGGGCUAAUAGACUGCUGGCCCACACUGGCUUACAGUUGCCACUCAAGGUGGUGAAGAUCAACGUGUGCUACUGGAAAGAGAAGGUUCCAGGAACAUAUGACGUGAAGCAGCGCUUUCCCUGCUUCUUGCUGACUGAGAGUGAGGAAACCAAACAUCACAUCUACGGCCUCCCGUCCAAUGAGUACCUGGGCCUAAUGAAGAUAUGCUACCAUAUUGGAGGUGAGACAGACCCAGACGAGAGAGACAAGCAGACAGACAGGUCUGAUAUUGACAUCCUCCAGCGCAUCAUUGCCCGCUGUUUUCCUGGCCUGGUCCCUGAACCUGCUGUGGUGGAGAGCUGCAUGUACACGAUGACGCCUGACCAGCAUUUUGUGCUGGACCGUCACCCCUCCCACAGUAACAUUGUGUUUGGAGCAGGAUUUUCAGGUCAUGGCUUCAAGUUUGGACCAAUCAUUGGAAAGCUCCUGUGUGAACUCAUCCUGGGAGAAGUGCCCUCCUAUGACCUUUCACCUUUUCGAAUCAGACGCUUCCAGGAUCAGACCAAAUCAGCUUUAUAGAGCUGAAUACUCAGGGCAUCAACAGAUCACCAGAAGUCUUAUCUAAUUGUGGCAGUAGUAUGAUUUUAAAUUGCCAUGGUAAUUUAGCCCUAUGUUGUUAAACAUAAUCACACAAUAAUGUAGGCUUAUGUUUUUUUGAUAAUGUGUGCUGCUGCUUUAUUUGAUGUAGUCAAUGUGUUUCCAGUUUCACAUGGUGUAAUCAGCUGUGUAGCCCUCGUGCAUCAUAAAAGUCAGUGUAUACACAUGCAGUUACAUGACAGAGUUAGAGUCUGCUCUAUGCAGUAAUCUGAUUACUUAAAGGACUAGUUCAACAUUUUAAGAACCAGGAUGAUUUGCUUUCUGUGAGAUGAUGAGAUUGAAAACUCUAGUGUCUAUAUUCUGAAUGUGAAGCUUCAGCCAGGAGGCGAUUAGCUUAGCUUGGUUUAGCAUAGAGACUGGAAGCAUGGGGAUAAGGCAGCAAUAGGGAGACAAUAGCUUGUCUGUUUUUUUUAUCUGCCAACGAGCAUUUUUAUUUUGUUACUGAUUACUGUACAGUGCCUUGUUUGUGUAAUCCAUAUGUAACAGACUUGGAAUGGCAUUGAAGGAGACGACUCGGAGGGUAGUUUUCCAUCAUUUAUUCGCUGCAGAAGACAACAUAAACCACAUUAGUUUCUUCCUGG